This is a messenger RNA of Plectropomus leopardus (leopard coralgrouper), 3827 nucleotides long. RefSeq names its product Rho GTPase activating protein 1 (gene arhgap1). The record is from RefSeq and is a predicted model, not a curated record. Gene Ontology annotation, cellular component: cytoplasm. Gene Ontology annotation, molecular function: GTPase activator activity. Lineage: Eukaryota; Metazoa; Chordata; Actinopteri; Perciformes; Serranidae. Gene Ontology annotation, biological process: small GTPase-mediated signal transduction; negative regulation of endocytic recycling.
AGAGCGUUGCUGUCAACAACGCAGAUCAAGUCAACAGCGACUUCAGACGCCACAAAGCCCACUGGGUUAUAUCAAAGCUACUACACAAUUACGGACUCUGGCUGCUGCUCUGUGAAAGUCCCAGCUUUGUGUGUGUGGUACAGUAGAGACAUCACUGUGCAGUGUGUGAGUGGGUGCGUGUCGCGCCGUCCUGCAGUGUGUGUGUGAUGUCUUCAGAGCUGCUGGUAGAUCUGGGUGAAGACCCUGCGACUGCACAGUUGGGACAACUGAAGCUAACAACGAUAGAGGACCAGCAGUGGCCCGCUGAUGAGUCAACUUUCAGCAAGUCGGAGACAGAUCUCUCACAGUGCUUCGAUGCCGGCUCUCCUCACCUGCCCUGGGACCAUCCCUUCUAUGACAUCGCCAGACAUCAGAUCAUUGAAGUGGCAGGUGAUGAUAACUUUGGCAGGAAGGUGAUAGUAUUUAAUGCCUGCAGGAUGCCUCCACAGCACCAGCUGGACCAUCACAAGCUGCUGAUGUAUCUUAAAGGAACCCUGGAUCAGUAUGUCGAAAGUGACUACACUCUGAUCUAUUUCCACCAUGGGCUGACCAGUGAAAACAAACCUUCUCUCGGCUGGCUACGAGAUGCAUACAGGGAGUUUGACAGAAAGUAUAAGAAGAACAUCAAGGCUCUGUACAUCGUCCAUCCCACCAUGUUCAUCAAGACUCUGCUGAUCCUCUUCAAACCAAUCAUCAGUUUCAAGUUUGGCAGGAAGAUUAACUAUGUUAGCUAUCUGAGUGAGCUGGAGGAUGUGGUGAAGUGUGAGCAGCUGCUCAUUCCUGCACGUGUCAAAGAGUAUGACAACAAGUUAAGAGCAUCCCUGAAACCAAGCGCCCAGCCUCCCAUGUCUCCUCCUCACAGCCCUCCACUCCCCGACCAGGUGUUUGGGGUGCCACUGGCACUGCUAAGACAGCGGAGUUCAGAUGGUGAUCCAGUUCCUGUAGUGAUGAGAGACACAAUCAGCUUCCUUUUAGAGUCAGGUAUGGAGAUUGAGGGAAUCUUCAGACGGUCUGCUAAUGUGACUCUUGUGAAGGACGUCCAGGUCAGAUACAACUCAGGUACAACAGUGGAUUUCAGAGAGAUGGAGGAUGUCCACUUGGCUGCUGUGAUUCUGAAGACAUUCCUGAGGGAAUUACCUGAGCCUCUGCUGACCUUCCAGCUCUACAACGACAUUGUCAACUUCACCUCUGUAUCCAGUGAUAACCAGGUGGAGCUCAUGAAGACACUGGUGGAGUCGCUGCCAGAGGAAAACUAUGCAUCACUCCGAUACCUCAUCACAUUCCUGGCACAGGUAUCAGCCAACAGUGAAGUGAAUAAGAUGACCAACAGUAACCUGGCUGUGGUGUUUGGUCCCAACCUGCUCUGGGGGCGAGACGCUGCCAUGUCACUCAGCGCCAUUGGGCCGAUUAACAACUUCACCAGAACCCUGCUGGACCAGCAGCAUCUGGUUUUUACCUAAAGCCCUUCCAACCGUCAGUCUCUCUUCCGGUCAGAAACCCCGUUUCCCACUAAAACACUAUACACUUAAAAAGAUCCUGUGGACCAAUCACAUUUCAUUUUACCUUCCAGCAGUCUUUACGUUCUGAUUGGCCCUUAGCACAGUCUAAAUGCUAAAUCAAGAGGUGACGACUGCUUACAGCUUCUGGCCGGUAUUUCCAUUUUCAUGUGACUCCAGGCAUUUGGAUGGAAAUGGCCCAACAUUAUCCUGCAGCCAAAUAACCCUCAAUAAAAAACGAAUAGCACAAAAUCCAGCAUUCACGCUGGGUCACUUUGGCCAGACUUUGGAGGUCUAGGCAGUCAUGCAUUUUGCUGCUUAGUUGUUGUUUUUUAUGGUUUUGACUAGUCCGCAGUCUGCAAUCAUGAAACUGAAAGAUACACUCUGACUUCAUUACAGCAUUUCAUCAAAUAGUCACCAAAAUCUAGCAUUUCUCUUCCACACACUAUAUGUUGCAAAACUGUCCAGAAACAGGUAAGUGGUGACUUGCUGGAAACUACGAUUGGUCAAAUUUGCUAAAGAGUUGCAGUGAUUAGACAAAAUUGCAAAAUCAUGAAGAAUUCACAUGGAUUCGUUGAAUAUGCAUUACUUGUGGCAACAUCCUGGAGAGGCGGGCGAGUUCACGUUAAAGUGUAGUGACAAAAACAGGGAGUGUAUCUUUCAGGAUUAAAUGAUUAUGUUGGUUCCCGUGUGAAUGCAUGCACACUCCCUGGCUGCAGUAAACGCCACCCGCAGUUCUGUCACAUAGAACAUUUCUGACUCCUCCACCACCUCCUUGCACCAAACCAACCCUUUCAAACUGUCAGUCCUAAGUGCAUGUGUUUCUAGUAUUCAGGUGUCUCAGGCCGACCUGAGCACACUCUGGCUAUCAUCUUUUAUCUCUUUCGGGAGAUUAAUAGCAGUUGGACUUAGACGUCCCCAGUCUGUCUCUGUGUACCUGUGCUGUGCUGUGUUCAGUCUGCUGUUCUCUAUGUAGUGCCAAAAAACAAAACCGGCCUCCAGCUUUCACAGAAAGAGCAGGGUGUUAAAUCAUUAUGAAUAAUAAUAACAUAUAGUGAAGCAAUGCAGUUACCAAAAGUCCCCCUUUAGGAUUAUGAUCCCAAACUUUAAGAGAGAAGAGAUGAAGAGAAUGGAGGUGUGAGUUUCCGUCUCCAUGAAAGACUCAGGUUAGAAACGGUGAUCUUGGUACCAAACGUAGUGGACAAUCUUUAAAAUGCUGUAAUUAUAGUAAAAAAGGAGCUGUAUGAUUCUACCUGUAGAUCACAAAGUGUUUAAAAAUAGCUGUGCAUGUAUGAAAGAGUGCUGGACCUGGUCUGGUUUCAGACUGAGGACUCGCUGCUCUGUAAUAUACUCUGUAAUAUCCUCAUAGUGAAUUGACUGAUAUCUGUGAUUCUUUAUGGCUCUCUACUUUCUAUAUUUGACUUUAACAUUGUAGUAAUAAUAUCCUCUUGGGAUUUUCACACGUUUUUCCUGCCCAACAUUAGAAGAAGUAGCUGUAGUUCAUGAAAAAAAAAACACUGAAAUAACUGUUAAAAAACAAACAUUUUUUUCAAUGGUAUGGGAUAUUAGUUGUAGUAAAAGUACACCCAACUCCAGUGAGGCUUAAUAUUCAGAGUGCAGCAACAGAGCUACAAAUGUUCAUGCUAAACUGUUUUUUUCUUUCAUUUAUCAUUUACUUAUGUUCUUUCAUUUAUUAAUUGUGUGCACUUCCCAGGCCAAAUAGUAUUUCUGCACUUAUCAUUGUCUGUAUUCUGUGGUUUGUCUUCAAGCUUUAUUUUGAUCUUCAUUCAGUUCCCAAAGCCUUAAUUUUCAGAACCAUUUCUCAUUUUCUACCAUUUGUCUUCAAAUUCAGCUUCCCUAAAGCACUGAAUUUAAGUAAAAUGAAAAGAAAAGAUUUCUGACUGUCAGUUACUACGUCACGCGUGCUCUGAUGAAGGUCUGAUAGACCGAAAGCUCAAACAAUAGUAUGCAGAAAUCUUUUUUUUAUCAGGUUGGACUCAUUGAUGCUUCCAGCACCUUUGCCAAGAUUGAGCGGGGUGGAGACGUGGUCGUCCAGCAGUUAUCGAUGUAAAAUUAACCCCGAAAAGUCUUUGUCACUGAAAAGUCUUCAGUAACCUCAAAAAGUCUUUAAUGAUACUAAUAAGUCUUAAAUAAUCCAGAAAAGCCUUUAAUAACUUUGAAAAGUCUUAAAUAUCCCCCCAAAAAUCUUUAAUAAUGCAAUGUAUCCCUAAAAGUCUGUCAUAACCAUGAAAAGUUUUUAAUAUUUAUGAAAAGUCUUCAUGAAAAGGCUUU